AUGACACCCACGCCCGCGCUGCAUCCCAUGUCGCCAUCAACUCCGAUAAGCACCAUGAACGCACUUCUCGAGUGUAAAAGCAACUGCCAGGGCGAGCUGGCAGGUUUUAGUUUCUACGUGGAUCGAGUGCACCGUAUGCUACUUCGCGGCAACUGCACGCAGUGCGUAAGUGAUAAAGCACCGGUCUGCCUGGCUGUUGUGCUCGAGUACCUGGUUGCUGAGUUGCUGGGUGUGGCGAGUGGCGUAGCUGUCGACAAUGAGAUAGGGUGUAUGCUCCCUCGUCACAUGCAUUUGGUCAUUUGCGAAGACGAGGAGCUAAACAACUUGGCAGCGAAUACGAUCACGCCACCAUCUAGCAUGGGGACCGUUUGGGAUGUUGCUGCUGGCCAUGAAGAUGGAGAAGUCCAUGGACAUCAGGGGGUAGGCUGA
Hydatigera taeniaeformis is the source of this 429-nucleotide messenger RNA. The record is from the annotation of a GenBank genome assembly. NCBI's taxonomy places the organism in Eukaryota, Metazoa, Platyhelminthes, Cestoda, Cyclophyllidea, Taeniidae.